Penicillium taxi is the source of this 1605-nucleotide messenger RNA. Its product is annotated as feruloyl esterase. The transcript has 4 exons. The coding region runs from base 1 to 1605 and encodes 534 amino acids. Lineage: Eukaryota; Fungi; Ascomycota; Eurotiomycetes; Eurotiales; Aspergillaceae. The record is from RefSeq and is a predicted model, not a curated record.
AUGAUCACUUGGAGAUUUCUACCCGCCCUGGGCUUGGCAUCUUCUGCUCUAGCUCAGUACGCCUUUUCGAAUGUCUCUGAGCACUGCUUGGAUCUAUUUGAUUUCAGAGGAGACAAGUCAAAGGAGGCAACAACUCACAUUCACUAUGUGAGCUAUGUCAGUGCCAAUUCCAGUGAAGGCACGCCGGCAUUAUGCAAAGUUAAUGGAGUGAUUGACAUGAAUAUCGGAUUUGAGAUCAAGCUUCCCGCUGAGGGGAGCGCAUGGGCUGGCGUGUGGUCUCAGAUGGGUUGCGGGGGAACAUGUGGAGAAAUUAUAGAGUCAUUUCCCCUUAACGCCAUUGGCUGGGAUGUUGACCAGCUCCAGCGAGGGUGGACCUUGGCAGUGGAUGACAUGGGCCAUGAAAACAUAGAUUCUUCCAACCUUCUUGACUUCUACUUCCUACGAAAUGACCGUCCUCAGCUGAUAAACUAUGGUCACCGAGCCACCCAUCUUCUCACUGUCGCCGGAAAGGCUAUGAUGGAAUUUUACUAUGGAGUUAAGCCAGUUCACUCGUACUUCCGCGGUCUCUCAACUGGAGGUCGUCAAGCAAUGAUCGCCGCUCAGAAGUAUCCUACCGACUUUGACGGCAUCAUCUCGCAAGCCGUCGAUGCCAACGAGACUGCUUUGUUCCUGAACUACGCCUGGGUUUAUGCUCAGGGAAUGUAUCCAAACUCAACCUCCAAAUUCAGCCUAGCCGACUUGCAGGUUCUUCAAAAUGGCUCCAGAGCCGCUUGCGAUGGUCUAGAUGGUGUUGUGGAUGGCAUUGUGGAUCCCAGCUUCCCUUGCGACUUCGAUCCAUCUAGCUUGCUAUGUGGCAAAAAUACCACAGUGGGGUGUCUGUCUGCGGUGCAAGUCGAUGCUGCAAAAGCCAUUUACGAUGGUCCAAGAGAUUCCAAGGGAAAUCGAAUCACUGGCCUUGGAAUUUAUAAUGGGUUCGAAACGAACUGGAUUCGCAACUUCUUGUCCUCAGACCCUGCCGAUUGGUACAUCACUGUCCUAACUGGUUUGACGAGCUACCUCUUUGAAGAUAGUCUACCUCUUCUCAAUUUUGAUGUGUGGAACUUUGACUGGGACAAUGUUCCGUCUGUACUUUAUGUCGACAGCAUUGUUUCAGCUUCGAAUGCUGAUUUGACCCUUUUCAAAGCAAAUGGUGGAAAAUUGCUGAUUACAGUCGGAUGGCAAGACUUCGAGAGUUGUCCUGAGGGUUUGAUCUCAUGGUACAAGAAAUCGCGCAAUACUAUGGGUGGUCAGAAAGAACUCGAUGAAUUUGUUAGAGUUUUCUUUGUGCCUGGCUAUGCCCAUGGCGUUGGACCCGGCUGUGGACGCUUUGAUAAUUUCUAUGACAUUAUUGAAAGCUGGGUUUUGAACGAUACUAACCCGGAAUACCUUAUUGGAGGUCACUACUCAGGCGGAGACUACGCCACCUCGGGUGGGACGCUAGAGUUUUCCCGCCGGGUUUAUUCGUGGCCGUACACCUCUAAACUGAUUCCUGGGAAAAACUCAUCACUUCCAGACUCGUGGGAGAAGCAUGGACCAGUCAAUGAGUCACUGUUCUUCAGGCAUUGA